Molecule: messenger RNA, 2193 nt
Organism: Nymphaea colorata (pocket water lily)
Lineage: Eukaryota; Viridiplantae; Streptophyta; Magnoliopsida; Nymphaeales; Nymphaeaceae
Product: ruBisCO large subunit-binding protein subunit beta, chloroplastic-like
Exons: 14
Coding region: 137-1948 (603 amino acids)
Biological process (GO): protein refolding
Cellular component (GO): chloroplast stroma
Molecular function (GO): ATP binding; ATP-dependent protein folding chaperone
Source: RefSeq, a predicted model, not a curated record
GAGAUUUUUUUUCUCAAGCCUUAUCCCCGUAGCCUGACCGUCUCCUUGUCAGCUGAGCAUGUAACGCAGUUUGUUUCGGCCCCUGUUAUGCUGUCAGACUCCUGCUCCUCGCUGCCCCAAAAUUCAAAUUCCGAGAAUGUCAACUGCUUCAGCGGCUCUCUCGCUAACUUCUUCUAGUGUUUUUGCAAUACCCGGUUUGAGAGGAAGGCAGCUUAUCUCAGUGAGAGGAGUCUUUGCAGAUCCAAACCCAAGGCCUGUGACCAAAGAGCUCCACUUCAACCAUGACGGCUCUGCUAUAAAGAAACUUCAGGCAGGGGUAGACUUGCUUGCUAACCUUGUGGGAGUAACUCUGGGUCCCAAGGGAAGGAAUGUCGUGCUGCAGAACAAGUAUGGGCCACCAAAGAUUGUCAAUGAUGGUGUUACUGUAUGUAAAGAGAUUGAAUUGGAGGAUCCAUUGGAGAAUAUUGGUGCCAAACUGGUGAGGCAGGCAGCUGCAAAGACGAAUGAUAUUGCUGGAGAUGGAAGCACGACGUCUAUUGUUCUCGCGCAAGGCCUCAUCACGGAGGGCCUCAAGAUUAUUGCUGCAGGUGCUAAUCCAAUUCAAAUUGCACGGGGGAUUGAGAAGACAGCAAAACUACUCGUUCACGAGCUCAAGUUAAUGACGAAGGAGGUUGAAGAACACGAAUUAGCAGAUGUUGCUGCAGUGAGUGCUGGGAAUGAUUAUGCAGUAGGGAAUCUGAUACUGGAUGCUCUCAGAAAAGUUGGCUGGAGGGGUGUGGUUAUGAUUGAGAAAGGGAAAUGUACUGAUCACCUAGUGGAAUUUGUGGAGGGGAUGCAUUUUGAUCGUGGUUAUUUGUCUCCUUAUUUUGUCACAGACCGUGAGAAGAUGUCUUGUGAGUUCCACAACUGCAAGUUACUCCUUGUCGACAAAAAAAUUACCAAUGCAAAGGAUGUGUUUAAUGUUCUGGAAGGGGCAGUUAAAGACAAGUUUCCGAUUGUAAUAGUUGCAGAAGGAAUUGAGCAGGAGGCAAUGGCUCCAAUAAUUAAGAACAAACUAAGAGGAGUUCUAAAAGUAGCUGCUGUCAAAGCCCCUGCUUUUGGGCAGCGUAAAAGCCAUUACUUGGAUGACAUUGCCAUUUUGACAGGAGGUACGGUGAUCAGAGAUGAUAUAGGUUUGAACCUUGCCACAGCUGGGAGAGAAGUUUUAGGGUCUGCAUCAAAGGUUGUCAUAACAAAGGACUCUACAUUGAUAGUUACUGAUGGGAGAACUCGAGAUGCUGUGAAUCAACGAGUGGCUCAAAUUCAUGCACUUAUUAAGAAUUCGGAAGAAAAUUUUGAUAAGAAAAUAUUGAAUGAAAGAGUUGCAAGAUUAUCUAGGGGAAUUGUGACUAUUCAGAUUGGAGCAUUUACAGAACCAGAGCUGAAAGAUAAAAAGUUAAGAGUUGAAGAUGCUCUGAAUGCAGCAAAGGCAGCCAUUGAUGAAGGCAUUGUAGUUGGUGGUGGUUGCAGUCUGUUGAGGCUCUCUUUGAAAAUUGACAAAGUGAAGGAAACUCUAGGAACUGAAGAAGAGAAGAUUGGUGCAGAUAUUUUCAAAAGAGCACUGGCUUAUCCAAUCAAAUUGAUUGCAAAAAACGCAGGUCAAAAUGGUAAUGUUGUUAUAGAGAAGGUUCUAGCAAUUGAUGACGUUCGGUAUGGUUAUAAUGCUGCAAAAGACCAGUUUGAGGAUUUGAUGUCUGCUGGAAUUAUCGAUCCAUCAAAGGUUGUUCGGUGCUGUUUGGAGCAUGCUGCUUCUGUUGCAAAGGUCUUUCUUACCUCCGAUGUUGUUGUUUCUGAAAGCAAAGAUAUGCAGCUGAUUCCCAUGAGAAGGUUGAUGCCAAGAAGGCGGCCAAAAUUGGAGCUGCCAUUUCGCAUGAAAAAGCCAAUGAAAGUUUCAGGUAUUGGGUUUUAAUCUGAACCAUUGUGAUUCUUCCUGGAGGCUGUAGAUGUUAGACGUUUUGAUAUAUCAAAAUUUAACUUAAUCCUAGUGAAAGGCGUGAAUCUGCAUAAUUCUUUUUUGCGUUGGCAAGAAUUUUACUCAGCACUGUAGUGUAUCAGACACAAUAUUAUGGUUUACAGGAUGAAUUGUGUAUUUUGAAGCGGAAGCAGAAAGGAUGGCAAAAUUUGAGGGCCGAACAACUGGAGGCACUCUUCUAA